GCCUAUAAUGAUACUGUGUGGAGCGCAAGUCUUCUUUUUGAUAGUCUGGGAUUCUACUCUUCAAUGGAUGACAUUUUCACCCGUCUAUUGACACUGGCUAGUUAUAUAAGUCGUCGAUUUAUUCAAUUUAUAGAGGAUCUUGCGGUCAGAGAUGCUGAUAGAUACUCAGAUGAUUUGCUGGUCAUUUCUGCAGGACAGCAUUUAAGAUCAUUGAGACACGGCAUUUGUAAAUCAUUUUCUGAAGGUUGUUCAUCACCUUCAAAACCUUGUAACCCUGAAACCAGAGAAAGAAGAGCCUCAGAGCCUAUGGAAAUACAAGAUCUAAAAUUGUAGAAACCAAUUUCAAUUAUACAGAUGUCCCCCUCAUUUUUAAAGGGUUGACACUACCAUUACACGGUUAACAAUUUGCUUAGAGAUUGGCAAUUUCUUGUUGGAGAAGUUCUGUCGUGUACGUUAGAUGUGCUCAUCUUCAAAUUUGUAGCCUGGUAUCUCGAGUACAGAAAACAUUGCAAGGUUCAUCUGACGAUAUUGGAUGGUUACCGCGCACUCCUGGCAUGCUUGGUGUGGAAGAUGGUACAGCAAGAUUCUUGGAGUUGCUUGCAGGAAUAAGGAAUGGGGAGCACACAUUGCCUAGCUCAUUUGUCUAUCUGCUUAUUCCGGGCCUCUAUAGCAAUCACGGCCCCUUAUACUUUGUUGGAACAAAGAAAUUCUUUUCGAAGAUGGGUCUAGCUUGCCAUAUUGCAAAAAUUCACAGUGAGGCAUCUGUUGAGCACAAUGCAUGGGAACUCAAGCAAUACAUUGAGGAGCUUUACUGGGGAUCCAGUAAGUGUGUGAUGCUGCUGGGGCACAGCAAGGGCGGCGUUGAUGCUGCAGCUGCAUUGUCAAUCUACUGGUGUGAUUUGAAAGACAAAGUUGCUGGUUUAGCACUGGUAUAGAGCCCCUAUGAUGGCACACCCUUGGCUUCUGAUAUUCUUCGCGAGGUCAGAUUGCGGACAAAGAAGCACGAAGUAUCAUGGAGCUUUUGAUAUUAGAGCUAAUUAAGGCAAUAGCACCAAUAUCUGAGCUUGUUGAAAGUCCUUUGUGUAUAUACUGAACAAGUGGAGAAUUACAAGUUGUGUUUGGAAACAUCUCAAUUCAUAUUUGCAUUGUAGGGUGA
Messenger RNA from Prunus mume (Japanese apricot), 1156 nucleotides. Lineage: Eukaryota; Viridiplantae; Streptophyta; Magnoliopsida; Rosales; Rosaceae. The record is from RefSeq and is a predicted model, not a curated record.